GCUCAUGACGUCACAACUUACGUUAACCUGAGUUUGUUUGAGUUAGUCUGUGUUAUCUUGCGUUUGGACCGCCAGAAUUCGCCUAAAAUAAUCCCUAAUUUAAUGUUGUCAGCACUGAACCCUAGAGUCAACGACCCGUUAAUCAAAACAUAACCUUCAAAAACUGAUAAUUAAAUGGGGACCCCUGGAACAGCCAUCGACUCCCUAAACGCCGCCCUGAAAUGUAACAUAAUCCCCAACCAGGAAUACCUCCUCCAAGGCUCAGUCCUGGACCAAUACGUGGAAGUCCUCCUCCACCGUCUCCGCGGCUUAUGCGACAACGUCGACAGCGGCCCUGAAUCAUUCCACGACCACGAACUAUGCUUCACCCUCCGAGCCCCAAACCCCGGUGCCCCCAUGGUCCUCCCAUUGCGUGUGCGUCGCGCCCUCGACGUUCCCGACGCCCCCUGGCAAUUACGCUACGUCGGCCAACAAGAACUUGGCGACAAGAAUCGUCCAACAGUCGUCAGAUCCAGCAUUGACAUGGCGUGCAGUUCCACAAUCGUUGAGUUUUUAACCGAAUUGGGGUGCAGAGUCGAUUUUGAAUACAUAGCACGGGGGUACAUGUUCCGCAAAGGCAGGAUGAAAAUCACAGUUUCGAAAAUUUUCAAAAUGGGGGGCAUGACAAGCAAACCGGGGGAAGGCGUCGAAGCGAUUUCGCAGAGCUAUUUAGUCGAAUUGUCGGUUUUGGCCCCAAGUGGACAAGAUGCCAUUGCUGAAGACAUGAGGAUUUUUGCCGAACAGCUGAGACCGUUAGUACAACUCGAAAAAAUCGACUAUAAAAGACUUGGGAAUUUACCAUAAUUUAUUAAUUACAAUUAGGAUUUAUGUAACAAUGCUUCAAGUUUUUCUAAACUAA
Molecule: messenger RNA, 898 nt
Organism: Tribolium madens (black flour beetle)
Lineage: Eukaryota; Metazoa; Arthropoda; Insecta; Coleoptera; Tenebrionidae
Gene: MED18
Product: mediator of RNA polymerase II transcription subunit 18
Exons: 2
Coding region: 175-843 (222 amino acids)
Biological process (GO): regulation of transcription by RNA polymerase II; termination of RNA polymerase II transcription
Cellular component (GO): mediator complex; core mediator complex
Molecular function (GO): transcription coregulator activity
Source: RefSeq, a predicted model, not a curated record